AAAUCCUCCAGCUGUACAGAUAUUAAGGAUAGGAUCAAUGGAAAAUGAGACGAAAUCGACUGAUUACAGUUGAAGCACAUUUAUUUCAUUUCAUAUGCAUCUAAAAUUAUUUAUCAUAUUUCUGAGGUUACAUGAAGCUCAGAUCAUAUUUCCUGUGUGUGAAUAAAACCUGCUGAAUAAAGUGUUUCUGGAGGACGCCUGCAUCAGACCAUCUCUGCUUCCUGGGAUGUUUUAGCUGUAAUUUGUUUUGCUCUCUGUAACCUUCAGGUUAUUUUCAGGAUUUCAGUUCUGAAUAAAGUUAAAUUUGGUUUUAAACAAAACAAUUAAGUUCCUAAUGAGUAAUGUUGAUGUUAACGUCUUUCAGGAGUAAAUGAAACCAGCUGGCUGCUGAAUGAGAUACCACUAAUCCGCUGACCUGCUUCUUGCCAGCAGGAGAACUACGGUGGCCUGCUUGCUCCACUUUUAAUUGGCGGAGGCCGUCCUGACCUGCUGGCUGCAAACAGGAGCUCAGCUGGAAACUGAGCGACAUGAAAGAGGAGCCGAGGGCCCGGCCUGCUGACGGACACACCCACACACACCCACCGUUACCAACCUUAACGAUGAUCAAUCAGCCUGACUUUCACCGUCCUUUCACUAUUUCUCCAAUUUAAGUCGCAAAUUCUUUCAGUUGUUUCUUGUUCCACACAGAAAGUAUGAAAACAUGGAAGCAGUUCAUCAGACACAGACAGGAAAUCAUUCCCAGGUCCCGCGGCUCGUCCUGCGCGCUGAUUGGAUAAACGGGCACGUGCGCGCUGUGCGCGGGGACACGCACACACCUGGUGCUUUGAGUGGGAGGGAAUCUGCUGCUUUGCCCACACGGGACUCUCUUCAGAGCAAGAAAUACUCCCUCUGUCCGUUCCAGCCCUGCAGUUACAGAACCAGGACCAGAACCAGAACCAGAACCAAAACCAGGACCAGAACCAGAACCAGAACCAAAACCAGGACCAGAACCAGAACCUGGAGCUGGACCUGCAGCUGGAGCUGCUGCGCGGAGGUUUCUCUCCCUUCCCUUCAGGGGGGCUGCUGUUUUUGGAGAGUCUGGUGCGCUUUACGCGCAGCGCGCAGUGAGUUCGCGUCUGAGUGUGACGGAGAAGUCUUUGGGAGCGCCAUCGUUGGUGUUUCCAUGGAAACACUGGGCUCUAUAUGGGAACAUGGCCCCAUGGACCUCUGUGACCUGGAUGAGGGCAGAAACACACUGCCGGCUGUGUGGGAAUCUCAGGGUGUUUUCACGCCCCCUGCUGGCCUGAUGUGGACACAGCAGCUCUCGCCUCACCUCCAGAGGAACAAACAGCUGCAGGAGACGCUGCUGCAGAGGGAGGAGGAGCUGGCCAGGCUGCAGGAAGAGAACAACAAACUCAGAGGAUUCCUCAAUUCCUCUUUCGUGAGGAACCUGCAGGAAAAAGCUAAGAAACUCACCGCAGACACGAGGAAGACGCUCAAGAGGAACCUGGAGACCUUCGACCGGGAACCGCCCAGAACCCGCAGUCAUCCGUUCUCCAAACAGAUCUCCAAGAGAGUCUGCAGAAACCUGACUGCUGAGUUCUGCUCCGGCUCCUUCGAGGGCUCAGCCUGUUCGGAACCAAACCUGGAUCUCUGGGUUCUGCGAACGUUGGGCUUGAAGGACCGAAACACCAUCGACACGUCAAAGGAAUCGUCAUCAGAGUACAGCUUCAGAGAUCUGCUUUACCAAGAUGCUCUGCCCCCGUCGCUGGCUGCUGAACGCUCCAGAUCCUCUUCCAGCUCAGCCGCCACCAUGUCCACGCAUGUCCACCAUGUCCACCAUGUCCACGCCGUCCACCAUGUCCACGCCGUCCACCAUGUCCACCUGUCCACCCUGUCCACGCCGUCCACGCCGUCCACUGCCCACAGCUACUGCCGAACGGCCUAUCGGUCCUCUGAAUGUGGCUUUCCUGCCACGUGGACUCACGCCUGUCCAGGGUGUCCAGGAGACGUCACUGCCGCGGCGCUGACCGAGCAUCACCAGUCCUCUGGAGCUCAGGCGGCUCCUGGAGGCCGGCCGCUGGAGGCCAGCUCUAAACGUUUAUCGUCCAGCUGGUUUCCACAUCCAGACUGCUGGACUCCUGCCAAACCAGAGCUUCCCUCUUCCAGCUCUGUGCUGCACGGACCUCAGGCGCCCUCCGGUGGCCGCAGCCCUGCAGGGCAGCCGGACACGUCUCCGGCCGCCAGACCGGCGGAUUUGGCCUUCAGCAUGUCCCUCAGCCCGUCCAGCAGCGUGAAGACACACAGCUUCCCCCAGGGACAAGCCUUCAUCAGGAAGGACUCAGGAGGUCGGUGGAACUUCACCUGGGUUCCCCGGCAGGAACCCUAACCGACCGGAAGGUUCCCCACACAGAGAGGCGCCUGUUUUAGCCCGUUUAUAUAAAUUAUACUAGUAUUCCUGCCAGUACGGGG
Messenger RNA from Fundulus heteroclitus (mummichog), 2451 nucleotides. It is a transcript of the gene gmnc, whose product is annotated as geminin coiled-coil domain containing. Gene Ontology annotation, biological process: negative regulation of DNA replication; negative regulation of cell cycle. The record is from RefSeq and is a predicted model, not a curated record. NCBI's taxonomy places the organism in Eukaryota, Metazoa, Chordata, Actinopteri, Cyprinodontiformes, Fundulidae. Gene Ontology annotation, cellular component: nucleus.